Periophthalmus magnuspinnatus is the source of this 1729-nucleotide messenger RNA. It is a transcript of the gene eevs, whose product is annotated as 2-epi-5-epi-valiolone synthase. The transcript is spliced from 5 exons. Gene Ontology annotation, biological process: antibiotic biosynthetic process. The record is from RefSeq and is a predicted model, not a curated record. Gene Ontology annotation, molecular function: 3-dehydroquinate synthase activity. NCBI's taxonomy places the organism in Eukaryota, Metazoa, Chordata, Actinopteri, Gobiiformes, Gobiidae. Bases 55 to 1392 code for a protein of 445 amino acids.
UGUUUAUGUGAUUUCUCAUUUUGCAAUCCUAUAUCCAGCAUAAUAAUUGGCGAGAUGGGAAAGGUUCACCUGCUCAACAACGUCAAAGAGAAUACGACCGAGUACAGCCUAGUUCGAGUCAAAAGCACAUGGACUUGUAAAGAGAAGCACAGCCACAUCGGGUCGACUGCGUGUGUGUCUCCAGCCAAGAUUUAUGAAACCCUCACAGAAAAAGGCACCAGCUGGACCGUGGUGACCCCCAUCAUCUUCAGCUACAAGGUUACAGAGACGCACGGCCUCCUGGACCCCUGCAACGCCACCCUGCUAACAGGCCACGCCCACGAGCCGCAGACCUCCGCCGACACCCUGAGAAUCCCCUCCAAGCCGAUCAAGCGUUUCGUGGUGGUCGAUCAGGAAGUGUACCGCAUCUACGGCAGCCAGAUCACUAAGUAUUUCGAGGUUAACAAUGUGACAUGUAAGAUUUUAGCUCUGCCCACCACCGAGGAGAACAAGUCGAUGGAGAUGGCCUUGAAGAUCCUCGAGGAACUAAACAGUUUCUCGAUAGACAGGAGAGCAGAGCCUGUGAUCGCGAUAGGAGGAGGGGUCUGCUUGGAUAUCGUGGGUCUGGCGGCGUCUCUGUACCGCAGACGUACCCCUUACAUCAGAGUACCCACUACGCUCCUGUCCUACAUCGAUGCCAGCGUGGGGGCCAAGACUGGGGUGAAUUUUGCAAACUGUAAGAACAAGCUCGGCAGCUAUAUUCCACCAGUCGCCACCUACCUAGACCUGUCCUUCAUAAAGACCAUCCCUCGCAGACAUAUCUCCAAUGGGUUGGCCGAAAUGUUAAAGAUGGCCUUGAUGAAGCACAAGGAGCUGUUUGAACUCCUGGAGAAACACGGCCAACAUCUCCUAGAUUCAAAGUUUCAGUCAGACAGCAGCGUGUUUAGUGUGAGCAGUCAGAGCGCGUCCCGCUCCACACGCCUCGCCAUCGUCACCAUGUUGGAGGAGCUGGCCCCCAACCUGUGGGAGGACGACCUCAACAGACUGGUGGACUUUGGACACGUCAUCAGUCCAGCGCUCGAAAUGAGGGUGCUUCCGUCCUUACUGCACGGAGAGGCGGUGAACAUCGACAUGGCCUACAUGGUGUACGUGUCCCGGGAGAGCGGGCAACUGACGGAGGACGAGAAGAACAGGAUCAUCAGCUGCAUGGUGGGUCUGGAGCUGCCCGUGUGGCACCAGGCCUGCACCAUGGAGCUGAUCCAGAGCUCACUGCAGGACAGACUCAAGCACUCGGGCGGGCUGGUGAGGAUGCCCCUGCCUGUGGGACUAGGACAAGCAGAGAUCUUCAACAACACAUCUUAUGAAGUCUUGACCAGCGCUUAUGAAAAAUGGUGCAAUGAGCGUUCCUGCUGAUGUUGAUGAUGUUUACUGAACUUGUACGUGAAGUUCAGUGGGUGCUAUCGGUUUAUUUUGUCAUUUUUAUUGUAUUUUUUUAAUCAGUAUUUGUAUGUACUGUAAGAUGAAGAGGCGAUAUACAUCAGAAAAGGCUGAUACAGAUUCACAGUUUUGUUAUAUUUUAUUGUAAAUGUUGUUUUUAGAUUGAACGACUGAGUGCUCCAAUUUCUACAGUACUGAACGUUACAGUAUGUCCGUGCUAAAUGAAUACUACAACAAUGGUGGUAUUUAUACAGUAUAUGUGACAGAUAACGCUUUCUGUAUUAAUACAUGUUUCUCAGACUAAACGGGUCAU